AACAUAGUGCCAUAGUGGACACGAUAUUCACCCAUUUCAGCCGGCAGCUAGGUAUUUCUUUUUUCAACAAGCCAGACCGCCAGGCGCCAGUAGCCAUUGAGUCCUUGACCCGAAGUCCCACAGCCGCCGCCAAAAGGGUUCCUCACCAUCUUGAACGCUCGCCGGACCAAUCCCAAGCAGUCCUCGCAGCAGAUGGCAGUUCCCGGCGGCCGCAACGGACUCAGGGACGAGGACGACGACAUGGCCCAGCACGCCGAGGCCUUCGGCGGCGUCUCUGACGACGAGGACGUGCCCCCCCACCUUCGCGCCCUCGCCAACGCCGCCCAGUCCGGCGACGUCACCGCCCUUGUGGCUGCCCUCGAUAAUCAUGAUGGCAGUAUUGAUGUUCCAGUUGAAGAUGGUGAUACUUUGCUCCAUCUGGCAUGCUUAUAUGGUCAUCUUCCUUGUGUGCAGCUAUUGCUGGAACGUGGAGCUAGCUUGGAAUGCCAAGACGAAGAAGGUGCUAUUCCUCUUCACGAUGCUUGUGCUGGAGGCUUCACUGAGCUGGUCCAAUAUAUUCUCAACUUUGCUGCCAACAAGGAUGGUUGCGUAGUGAGAAUGCUCAACACUAUUGAUUCUGAAGGCGAUACGCCGCUCCAUCAUGCUGCUAGAGGAGAACAUUUGGAUGUUGUCAAGCUUCUUCUCCAGGCUGGGGCGUCCCCCAAGAAGGAGAACACUUACGGGCAGACACCCGCUGAUAUGGCUGACCAAGACACCGAAGUUCGAACCCUGUUGACUGCCAAGCAAAUUGAGGCAAGCACACACAUGAGUGAUGAUUAAGCGGCAUUGGAAUCCUUAGUUGCAACUGGUAAUGUUGAGAAAUAGCCGUAACAUCUUAUCUGCCAUCCAAACUUCAUUUGAACUGAAGUAAUAUUGUAAUCAGACUAGUAUGGAGGGGUUAGCUUAGCUACA
This is a messenger RNA of Zea mays, 951 nucleotides long. RefSeq lists its product as uncharacterized. Gene Ontology annotation, biological process: positive regulation of protein catabolic process; protein ubiquitination. Lineage: Eukaryota; Viridiplantae; Streptophyta; Magnoliopsida; Poales; Poaceae. Gene Ontology annotation, molecular function: protein binding. The record is from RefSeq and is marked validated.